Solanum verrucosum is the source of this 5226-nucleotide messenger RNA. RefSeq lists its product as uncharacterized. Gene Ontology annotation, biological process: recognition of pollen; protein phosphorylation. The record is from RefSeq and is a predicted model, not a curated record. Gene Ontology annotation, molecular function: protein serine/threonine kinase activity; ATP binding. Bases 1 to 4764 code for a protein of 1587 amino acids. The transcript has 13 exons. NCBI's taxonomy places the organism in Eukaryota, Viridiplantae, Streptophyta, Magnoliopsida, Solanales, Solanaceae.
AUGAAUAUUACUUGCAUAUUCAUGUUCAUGUUCAUGUUCUUGUCUUCAAUGCACCAAUAUUUUGGUGCUUUAGAUACAAUAACUACGACACAUUUUCUCAAAGAUGGCGACGACGAUUUUAUUGUUUCACGUGGUGGAACGUUCGAAAUGGGAUUUUUCAGUCCAGGUAAAUCCAAAAAUCGCUACGUGGGUAUGUGGUACAAGAACAUAUCUGUUAGGACCGUGGUGUGGGUUGCCAAUAGAGAAGCUCCUUUGAGGAGUAGAAAUGGUAUGUUGAAGGUCAUUGAGCCAGGAAUUCUUGUCCUUCUCAAUGACACUAAUAAUGUUGUAUGGUCAACUAAUACAUCGAGAUCUGUGCAGAAUCCGGUUGCACAGUUGUUGGAUUCCGGGAAUCUUGUUGUGAAACAAUCUGGUCAUGGUGUUAGUGAUGGAAAUUUCCUGUGGCAGAGUUUUGAUCACCCAACUAAUACACUAUUACCAGGCAUGAAGCUCGGUUGGAACUUUGUAACAGAACGAGAGGUGUAUUUAUCGUCUUGGAAGAAUGAAGAUGAUCCAACUCCUGGUGAUUAUUCAUAUCAGAACAUCCUGAAGAAGGGAUCAAAUGUGAUAUAUCGCUCUGGAGUGUGGAACGGUCUUCGUUUUGGUGGGGCAAGAAACUCAAGAGACAGUACUUUCUAUAGAUAUGGAAUAUUCUCAAGUAAGACAGAGGUGUACUUUGGAUAUAACCUCACAUCUUCAGUUAUCGCGACAUUCAUACUAAACCAAAAUGGUGUAGCACAACUUUUGACUUGGGGUGAUGGAGAACAGGGUUGGGUUCCUUACCUCAUAAUACCUGGAGAUAACUGUGAUACGUAUAAGUUAUGUGGCUCAUAUGGUAGCUGCAACAACAAUGAUUUUCCAGUACUUUGUGGAUGUUUGGACAAAUUUGUGCCAAACAAUAGCAAAGAUUGGAACAAGGCAGACUGGUCAGGUGGUUGUGUUCGGAGAACUGAACUAAAUUGCCUUCAAGGAGACGUAUUUUUGAAGUAUUCGCAAAUUAAACUUCCAGAUACACGGAAUUGCUGGUCCAAUGUGACUAUGACACUAGAAGAAUGCAAGAACAUCUGCUCUAAAAAUUGCUCUUGUAUGGCUUACUCAAAUGCUGACAUACACGAUGGAGGAAGUGGAUGCUUAUUGUGGUUCAAGGAUCUGCUUGACAUUCGGCAGGUACCCAAAGGAGGACUUGAUAUCUACGUAAAAGUAGCUGCUUCUGAAUCAGGUUUGCUUUCAGAACAAAGUGGCAACUAUAAGAUGGAUUUUAACCGUGGCAAUUGCGCUGAAGAAUUUGAAAUACCAUUGUUUGAUUUAUCAACCAUAACAAAGGCAACCAAUAACUUUUCAAUAGACAGAAAGAUUGGAGAAGGGGGCUUUGGACCUGUUUACAAGGGCAUACUUGAAGGACAGGAAAUAGCUGUCAAGCGGUUGUCUAGAACUUCCACACAAGGAGAAAAUGAGUUCAAGAAUGAAGUUAUAUAUAUUGCUAAACUUCAGCAUAGGAAUCUGGUGAAGAUUCUUGGCUGCUGCAUUGAAGAUGAAGAAAAAAUAUUGAUCUAUGAGUACUUGCAUAACGGGAGUCUUGAUUCAUUCAUAUUUGAUGACACACAAAGCAAGGUACUAGACUGGCCUAAGCGAUUUCACAUUAUCAACAGUAUAGCUCGGGGAGUUAUGUAUCUGCAUCAAGAUUCACAAUUGAGAAUAAUUCACAGAGACCUGAAAGCUAACAACAUUCUGCUAGACAAGGACAUGAACCCAAAGAUAUCAGACUUCGGCUUGGCAAAAAUAUGUGAAGAGGAUGACAUUGGAGCCCAGACAAACCGAGUUAUUGGAACAUACGGGUACCUCUCACCAGAAUAUGCAUUGCAUGGGCUAUACUCAGUAAAAUCGGAUGUAUUUAGUUUUGGUAUCUUAGUACUUGAAAUUGUGAGUGGGAAAAGCAAUAGACGAUUCUCUCAUCCAGAUCAUUACCUUAACCUACUCGGACAUGCAUGGAAAAUCUAUAAAGAAGGUAGGUCGAUGGAACUACUUGAUGAACGCCUAAGUGAUUCUUGUUCAAGGUCUGAGGUGGUACGAUCAAUCUGUGUUGGUCUAUUAUGUGUCCAACAAUGUCCUGAAGAUCGUCCAAGUAUGUCGUCUGUUGUUGUCAUGCUAAACAAUGAAGGUGUAUUGCCACAGGCUAAACAACCAGGUUUUUACAUAGAAAGAAAUUCGAAUGAAGAGGAAUUCUCUUCAAACCAAAAUGCAAAUGUUACAGUGAGUGACACCCCAAUCACAAUAUUAGAUCCCAGAAUUUCCAUGAAACGCUUUAUCUUUUUCUAUUUCUGUUCCUCUAAUAUAGUGUCAUUUCUAUUCAUAUUUUCCACUGCUUUAGACACUAUAUCGAACGAUAGCCCCAUCAAAGAUGGACAUACCAUAGUUUCAGCUGGUGGAAACUUUGAGCUUGGAUUUUUCAGCCCUGGAAAUUCCAAGAAUCGGUAUAUCGGUAUAUGGUACAACAAUUUACCUAAAGGCAGAGAAGUAGUGUGGGUUGCCAAUAGAGUGAACCCACUGAAUGACACUUCUGGCAUAUUAACAGUCAGUAGCAAAGGGAUUGUACUACUCAAUGGAAACCAAGAUGUGAUUUGGUCAUCAAAUUCAUCGAAACGUUUGAUGAAUCCAGUGGCUCAGCUUUUGGACACUGGAAAUCUUGUCUUAAAAGAUGACAGUUUGGUAAAUCUAAAAGACUAUGCUUGGCAGAGUUUUGAUUAUCCAGACAGUACUUUGUUACCUGGCAUGAAAUUAGGCCUUAACUUGGUCACGGGCAAGUAUUGGACCAUGUCGUCGUGGAAGAGCAGUGAUGAUCCUUCUCCAGGAGAAUAUUUGGAUCGCCUCGACACCAGUGGUUAUCCUCAAUUCUUUGUGUGGGAAGGUCCUGCAAUACAGUUUAGCUCAGGAAUAUGGAAUGGACAUUUAUUUGUUGGAGGACCAAAUUUGAAACCAAAUCCUUAUUAUACAUUUGAGUUUGUGAACAAUGACAAGGAGAUCUACUAUAAAUAUGAGCUUAUCAAUACUUCUCUUCCUACCAGGUUGGUCUUGAAUCCAGCAGGCCUGCUUCAACGACUCUUGUGGAUCGAACGGAACCAGAACUGGUUUCUUUACUCCACUGGACAGAUGGAUAAUUGUGAUCGUUAUGCCUUGUGUGGUCAAUUUGCGCGGUGCAACAUCAAUGACUCACCUCCAUGUGAUUGUUUGAGAGGAUUUCAGCCUAAAAAUCAACAAGAAUGGGAUGCAGCAGAUUGGUCUAGUGGGUGUGUACGAAGAACUCCGUUGACAUGUGGGACAAAUGACAGGUUUCUGAAGUAUUCUAGUGUGAAAUUGCCAGAUACACGCCAUUCCUGGUUCGACAAAAGCAUUGGCCUCGAGGAAUGCCAAAGACUCUGUCUGAAAAACUGUUCGUGUACAGCAUAUUCCAAUCUUGAUGUUAAAAAUGGCGGGAGUGGAUGCUUACUGUGGUUUAAUGAACUCGUUGAUAUCAGGGAAUAUGCUGAACUUGAUCAAGAUCUCUAUGUAAGGAUGGCUGCAUCAGAAUUAGGUUCAGACUAUAUGGGAAACACAAGAAUGUCAGUCAUUGCAAUUAUAUUAACAGUUUCAGCAAUCAUCCUUGUUGGUUUUCUAUUUUGGUUUGCUAUGCAGAGAAAGAAAGGGGAAAGAGGAGUAGGAGAAGGAGAAGGAAAGGAAGAUAUGGAAUUACCUUUGUUUGAUGUGAUGACUGUUUCUGCUGCAACUAAUAAUUUCUCAUCUGAUAAUAUCAUCGGAGAGGGUGGUUUUGGAUCUGUUUAUCGGGGAAAACUAUCAACAGGACCAGAAAUAGCAGUAAAGAAGCUCUCCAAACAUUCCGGACAAGGUUUUGAAGAGUUGAAGAAUGAAGUUGUUCUGAUUUCCAAACUUCAGCAUAGAAAUCUAGUUAGGCUUCUAGGCUGUUGUCUUGAAGGGGAAGAAAGGAUGCUAAUUUAUGAAUAUAUGCCAAACAAUAGCUUGGACUUCUUCAUCUUUGAUGAAUGCAGGAAGAAACAACUUCCCUGGGAAAAUCGUUUUCGUAUUGCAAUGGGAAUAUCAAGGGGAAUUCUUUAUCUUCACCAGGACUCCAGAUUAAGGAUCAUACACAGAGAUCUAAAGACCAGCAACAUUUUACUGGACAGUGAAUUGAAUCCCAAAAUUUCUGACUUUGGACUGGCUAGGAUUAUUGGUGGUGACCAAAACGAAGCAAGAACAAAGCGAGUAAUAGGGACAUAUGGCUAUAUGUCUCCAGAAUACGCAGUUGAUGGGAAAUUUUCAGUGAAAUCAGAUGUCUUCAGUCUUGGUGUUCUUCUACUAGAAAUAGUCAGCGGAAGAAAGAACAGAACAUUUCAUCAUCCAGAUCACCAUCAUAGUCUUAUAGGACAUGCUUGGUUAUUAUGGAAUAAAGGGAAGGCUUUGGAACUAAUCGAUGAUUGUUUAAAAGAAUCGUUUGUGGAAUCCCAAGUCCUAAGAUGUGUUCAUGUGGCACUGUUAUGUGUUCAACGACUAACAGAUGAAAGACCAACAAUGUCAUCAGUGGUUUUCAUGUUAAGCCAUGAAGAAGUGGCAUUACCUCAACCAAAGGAGCCUGGUUUCUUCAUAGAGAGAAGUACAGCUGAAACAGAUGAUUCAAAUGAGAAAAGAUGUAUCAGUGACAAUGUUUUGACAUUAACAAUUCUUCAACCAAGAUAGCAAUGGUGGAACCAGAAAUUCAAGAACCUUCUAUUGUAUAAAGGUGAUUCAACAACUAAUGUAUAUACAAUACAGAAAUUCUGUUCAUCCCUAUAUGUACAGCAAAAUAUUUUGACGAAGGGGCUUCAAUUGAACCCCCUCUAGACCAUGCAGCUCCGCCCCUGAUUGUUAUUGGACGAGCAUUUACUAACAUGCUUACACGGAACAAUUGUGUAUAUCUUUCCGAUAUUUGAUUAAGACUCAAGAGCCAUCGGGACCAUUGUGUCAAGUUGUGCAAAUUGUCAGAACAUGAUGGAAAUGGACAUAUAAGUUGUUACACAGUAUAAUGACUAAUAGUAGAUCUGAAUGGCUAAAUGAUAGCCACUGACUUUGUUGAGCAAUUAUUUUUCCUCAGGACUACAAAUCAACAUCAUGUCCUGGGGGAGUGUUUCUUUGCAAUCACAUUCAUCAUAUCUUUUUCCA